This is a messenger RNA of Coffea eugenioides, 526 nucleotides long. Its product is annotated as dynein light chain-like. Lineage: Eukaryota; Viridiplantae; Streptophyta; Magnoliopsida; Gentianales; Rubiaceae. Gene Ontology annotation, biological process: microtubule-based process. The record is from RefSeq and is a predicted model, not a curated record. Gene Ontology annotation, molecular function: dynein intermediate chain binding; dynein light intermediate chain binding. The transcript has 2 exons. Gene Ontology annotation, cellular component: dynein complex. Bases 14 to 502 code for a protein of 162 amino acids.
CCAACCCAAAGUCAUGCAAUUAUCAUCAGCAGCAGCAGCUUCCUCUAAGUCAAGACCUCAGAAACCAUUACAAAUAUUGCAGCAGCAGCAGCUUCCUGUUGUUUCUGAUCAAAGCAACAACAACAGCAAGGAGAAGAAGAACAACUCUCUAUCAGAACAAGAACUGAAGCUAGCAGCCAUAGCAAUCAGCCUAAACGUGCGAUUAAGAACCUCAGACAUGCCCGUGUCCAUGCAAGAGCAUGCACUCCGCUACACCCGAUCACUCGUCACUGCCGGUACCUCCGGUGCCACUCCUCCUCAAACUCAUCGACUUAGCCCCGCCCUCCUCGCUCGUUCUCUCAAAAAGGAGUUUGAUGGGUUGUAUGGGCCGGCAUGGCACUGUGUAGUGGGGAAGAGUUUCGGGUCGUUUGUCACACAUUCACCAGGCGGGUUUGUGUAUUUCUCUUUGGAUUCGCUGUCUUUUCUUCUAUUCAAGACUGAAGUUCAGCUGGUUAUCAAUUGAACUGAACGAUAUUUCACACUCCCA